GUCAUGUGACCACAUUGACAAGGCAACAUGGCGGAUGUGGAUGCGACGAAGUCUCUGAGCGGUCUGUUGAAUGGAAUAGCUCAGAAAGUGUAUUAUAACAACACGGAGAUCACAGAGGAGCUGCUGAAGAAUGAACUGUACCCCGAACUGUCGCAGGAGGAGUUCACGGCUUUACACGAGAAAAUGAAAGGACUCAUAAAGUCUAUCGCCACAGCAGACAUGGACCAUGCCCAGCUGGAGGCCUUCCUCACAGCUCAGACCAGGAAGCAGGGCAGCGGCGGCGUGAACGCCGAACAGGCCGCCGCCCUCUCUCGCUUCUGGAAGAGCCAGCGGGCGCGGGUCAGGGAGAGCCUGCUGGCUCAGAGCCGCUGGGAGCCCGGGCUCAGGGGCCUCUCCUGGAGGGUGGACCUCCAGACGGCGGCCGGCCGGGGGGACGCGGGUCACAGCGGCCCGGUCGCCCUGGUGGAGCUGGAACUGGGCAGGGACAGACAGGACUCAGAGUUUGUGUGUCUGGAGUUUGAUGAAGCCAGCGUCAACCAGAUGCUGAAGAAGAUGGCCGACAUCCAGGAGAGUAUCGACAGGAUCGUUCACCGCACCUAAAACACUGUGAGAGUUUAUCUCAGACGGCAGAGAAACACUGAGCCGUGACUGGACUCUAACUGUCUCUGUCCUAUCAGAUCUGUUUCAUCUCGUUCAACAGCAUCGCAAUGAAACGGACGCUGUUCAGACCUUUGUUUGCCAGAAUGGAUCCAACAUGGCUUUGGCAUCUGCCUACAGACAUAUGAUCAGACACAUGCAUUUCAAGAUACAACUUGGCUUCAUUCAGACAUGUUCCCAUAUGAAUCUGAAGCAUCUGACUCAUUGAUGGACCAAACAUUCUGUUUACCAACCAUAAUUCAAAGAAAACAGAAGCUUCCAUAUUAGCAUAAAAUGUUCGCAAGCUUAAUUUUCCAUUCAGUUCUUUUUAACAUAUUUCUGAACAUGCACACUGUAGUUAAUGUUAGUGUUUAGCUCAAAGUAUAAUCCACUAAUACAGAUUUUGUGUUGCUAUCACCCUCCUCGAAUGCUAAGCUUGGAUGUAUAAGGUUUAAUAAUACAUCCAUGAUGCUAAGUAGCUAAUGCUAACUUAACAGGAGAACAUGCUAAAUGUUUACUUGUCACUCAAAUAUUCCAUUCAGUUUAACAUUCAUUUAGCAUGUUAUCAGGCCAAUAUUAGCAUUUAGCUCAAAGUAUAAUCCACUACUACUGAUUCUGUUUUGUGCUAUCACCCUUUUCCAAUGCUACCUUAAUAGCUAAUGCUAACAAUUAGCAUUUGGCGAGCUAAAUGUUAGCUUGUCACUCAAAUAUCCAGUAGCCUAUGCCAGUCAGUUAGCAUGUUAACAUAAGCAUUUAGCUUCACUAAUACACCCUCCUUGAAUGCUAACUUGGUAACUAUAAUGCUAACAUUAGUACAUGAAUGUGUUAAAGGUUAAAGGUUAGCGUGUCUCUCAAAUAUUCAGUUCACUUUAAUUCAGUGCAACAUUCAGUCAGCAUUUUAGCAAGCUAACAUAAGAAUAUAGGUCACAGAGGAGGCCAAGUACAGCUGACAAAGUCCAGGUUAGGCUGAUAAAGACUAGCUUGUUACUGCCAUCAGUGGGUGUUGUCAGGUGUAUCCUCAAUAAAGAAUUUAGAUAAUCCUGUCCUUUUAAGACAGAGGUGUCAAACUCCGCCCCUGAGCCCACCUGGUGUCAGGUAGACGUACAGAUCAUUCGUGGCUCAUUAAUUUUUUAGAGGAACAAAAACCUGCAGAACAUCAGCACUUGACUACUAGAGUGUGACACCACAGCUUUAAGACAUUUAUUAGGUUCAGUUUUAGUGUCUUUUAAUAAACUAAAUGCAGUUGAAUUCUCCACACCUGUCCAGGGGGAUAAAUAACCUCACUUAAGUUUGUAUUGUUAUUACUUUCAAUGAGUAUUUCCUGUGGGCAGUGAGGAGGCCACAUUACUGUAGAGGUGGGUGACACUGACAAGAUAUCUGACAUGCAGUAAAAGGCUGAUUUCAGCUUGAUUAAAAAAGAUUAAGAAAAAAGUCAGUAAAGUUUGAACUGUAUAAACCUGGUUCAGGUCACAGCUCUGCCUUCAGGCUACAAGACUGUACUUACAACCUAACACAAGUUUGAGUUUUACUGUUUGACCGCCUUAAACAUAACAAUAGUAUAUUUUUCCUUUGAGAUUUGUCAGUACUUGCAGAGUAAAGCUUCAGCGUGUGGAGAUAUUUCUCUCUGAAGUUUUGUUUGGUGAGUUUUAGAAAUUGAGAAGUGAAGAGAAUCAUAUAGAAAACUGCUCAGUGUAAAUAUUUCCUUGUCUUUGUCCUAACUGCUUUGUAAUAAACCCCAGUGAUGAUCAUGA
This is a messenger RNA of Lates calcarifer (barramundi perch), 2387 nucleotides long. It is a transcript of the gene commd1, whose product is annotated as copper metabolism (Murr1) domain containing 1. The record is from RefSeq and is a predicted model, not a curated record. The transcript has 3 exons. The coding region runs from base 28 to 600 and encodes 190 amino acids. NCBI's taxonomy places the organism in Eukaryota, Metazoa, Chordata, Actinopteri, Centropomidae. Gene Ontology annotation, biological process: positive regulation of protein ubiquitination; regulation of proteasomal ubiquitin-dependent protein catabolic process; copper ion homeostasis. Gene Ontology annotation, cellular component: endosome.